AGAUUUUAUAACCUAUAACUUGUUACCAAAAUAGUAAAAGUGAAAAAAAAGGUAGUGUCUACGUCAUGCUUCUAAAAUAAGUCCAUCAGUUACUGAAAUAAUGGCCAGUGCUUCAGCUUCAGCUCCUCGCAGGAAUGAAAAUGAAAAGAAAAUAAAUUCCUCUCAGUACCAUGAACGCAAUCGAACAUUCUCAUCAACUACUACAAAUCAUUAUAAAAAUAAGUUGGCGCAGAUAGGCAUUCAAAAGGAUUUGAGAGAGAUACUUGAAAGGAAAAAAUUGGAAAAAGAACAUGAACAGAAUAAUCAGUCCCCCCCUACAAACCUGUCAAAUGAACAGUCUCAAAUUUCAAGGAAGGUUAGAUUUGUAGAAGAAAGAACACCAUUACGUAGAUCCAAAUCUUUCACUUCUGGAACCACUAAAAAUUAUGAUUACAACCUUCAAGGAUAUAAUGAUACUGAAGUCAAAGAGAAGAGCCCGCCUAAAAAAUUCAAUAAAAGCUUCAAAGGAAAAAGAAAAGAAUAUUUUGAUCUCCAAAACCCCACAAAUAUCAAGAUUGAGCUGCAGGCAGAUUCUGGAGAACGUAAAUGUAUUUUGGAUGAGAGUGUGUCUCUGACCACUAUCAAGUGCGACCUAAAACAUUGUAGAAAUAUUUUGAACCAUUCUGAAAACAAAGAAAAAACUGCAUCACAGGCAAACUCGAAGGAAAGAAAUAGGGAUAAAUUUAAAUCGCUGAGUGGAGAUCACGGCAAAUCUUUCAAUAAAAAGAAUAGAGGAUCCCUUGAGAAAUCUAUCAGAAAUGAGGAGCUUGAAAGUAACCAGAACACGUCAAGCAAUACUGAUAAUUGAGGCACUAGGCUGUAAGAUUUUAUAUUUGGUGACUUAGAAGUGGUCAUGAAGGCAGGUAGGAAUUAUUAGGUGGAAAUCUAAACUUUUAGCAGGAUAUGUUAAAUAUUAUUAUAUGCAGAAAUUUUAUGACGUAAAUGAUGGUGCUGUGAACUAUCUAAAGUUUUUAUUUCAUCAAGAAUUCAACAUCAGUCGAUGUUGCAAAAAGGUAUUUUUUUUUAUCUUGGCUUCUAUAAUAUCUUCGAGAAUGUUUUGAAGAAAGUAGAAGAAGACUGCAUGAAAAUUUUUUGGAACUACUGAAGUAUCCCACAUAAUGAUUUCAAAAUGCCCUUCUAUGGAUAAUCAAAAAAAUAUCACGAAGUAUAUUUUCGUACAUUUAAUUUUAAUCUUGUUAAGCAUAUUACAAAAUUCUAAUAUUUGUUAUUAUUUAUUCAAGUUUUUACGACUAUAUAGCUUUAACUGAAGUAUUUGUAUUUUUGUAAGUUAUUCAAAAUUGUUGUAGUUCUCUUUUGAUCAGUAAUUAUUUUUAAUGAAAUUUAUUGUGAUCCAAAUAUACAAAAUAAACAUACUUUACAUGAA
This is a messenger RNA of Coccinella septempunctata (seven-spotted ladybird), 1423 nucleotides long. RefSeq lists its product as uncharacterized. Lineage: Eukaryota; Metazoa; Arthropoda; Insecta; Coleoptera; Coccinellidae. The record is from RefSeq and is a predicted model, not a curated record. The transcript has 2 exons. Bases 101 to 847 code for a protein of 248 amino acids.